Messenger RNA from Papilio machaon (common yellow swallowtail), 1602 nucleotides. RefSeq names its product carboxypeptidase B-like (gene Mf-cpa). Gene Ontology annotation, biological process: proteolysis. Bases 70 to 1542 code for a protein of 490 amino acids. The record is from RefSeq and is a predicted model, not a curated record. Gene Ontology annotation, molecular function: zinc ion binding; metallocarboxypeptidase activity. The transcript has 9 exons. Lineage: Eukaryota; Metazoa; Arthropoda; Insecta; Lepidoptera; Papilionidae.
GAGCACUGGCUGCGCAAGCGCAUCAAUGCGACCUGCGUCGUGUUGACCGCAGCUCCGACAUCAGUAGCCAUGGAGACGUGGUCGCGGACGGUCGUGCUGUUGCUGGUGACCACUGUUGUUACCUGCUCAGCACUCAUAAAUGAACUGCCGCCCGGAAAAGAAUGGCCUGCAAAUAACUCUGUAAAACAACCAUUUGAUGAUGACCCUGAAACGACAACAGUACUCAUUUUAUCAGAGAAGGAACCAUCGAUUCCUAUCGCUGAGCAUUUAGAUGAAGUCGAAGGACCUGAAGAAACUGUUAAUGAUGCUUCAUUGCAUGUUCUAAGAAGUACAGGACCUGAAAGUAAGGUAGACUACACAGGCGCACAAGUUUGGAAAGUUUCAACACAGAAUAAUAAUGUUAGGGGCGUUAUAUAUCGAUUGAGAAGACGAAAUUUGAUUUCUACGUGGGGUGGGAAUCAAUCCUCCAUUGAUAUACUAGUAAAGUCAAAUGCAGUUAAUAAUGUUACGAGGGUUUUUAAACGGGAGAGAAUUCCGAUUGAAGUGGUGAUCGAGGACUUGCAAAAGAGAAUCAACGAGGAGAACCCACCGCUUGAUCCAAAUGAAAUAGAACUUCAAGACCGUAGAGGUCAUCGUAUGACAUGGAAGCAAUAUCACCGAGUGGAAGACAUUCACGGCUUCAUGGAUUACUUGGCUAAAACAUAUCCGAAAAUUGUCAGCGUCAAUAGUAUUGGUAAAUCUUAUGAAGGGCGAGAUUUGAAGGUUUUGCGGAUAUCGGACGGUAAACCAACUAAUAAGGCCAUAUUCAUUGACGGAGGGAUUCACGCCCGGGAAUGGAUCAGUCCCGCAACUGUCACGUAUUUCAUUAAUCAGUUCGCAGAAAACUUCGACGUAGAGACUGAUGAUAUCAAAAAUAUUGAUUGGUACUUCUUGCCCGUUGUGAAUCCUGAUGGUUAUGAACAUACUCAUGAAUCUGACCGUCUGUGGAGAAAGAAUAAAAAGCCAAGUAGGACUACUGGACGUACUUGUAUAGGAACUGAUUUGAACAGAAAUUUCGGGUAUCGAUGGGGAGGCAAAGGUUCAUCUGGCAACCCGUGCAGUGAAAUCUAUCGCGGCAGUAGCGCUUUCUCUGAACCGGAGUCGAAAGCUCUAUCGGAUUUCAUCAAGAGCAGUUCGGCGAACUUCACGGCGUACAUAACGUAUCAUAGCUAUGGCCAGUACUUGCUGUAUCCUUGGGGAUAUGACAAUGCAGUGCCUCCAGAUUACAAGGAAUUGGAUGAAGUUGGCAACAGGAUGGCAUCCGCAAUAAGACAAACCCGUGGUUCAUCAUAUCAAGUGGGCUCUUCAAGUGGUCUUCUAUACCCAGCUUCUGGUGGUUCUGAUGAUUGGGCAAAGGGUCAAGGGAUCAAAUACUCUUUCACAAUAGAACUAAGUGACACCGGUCGCUAUGGUUUUAUUCUACCCACAUCAUUUAUUGAACCAGUUGCAAGAGAAUCAUUAAAUGGACUGCGAGUGUUAGCUGCCCAAGUAGCUAAACUAUAAUUUACUUUAGAAUAAGCAGCAUUUAUUAGUUUGUAAAAGCUAUUUAUUAAUUUAAAAAAA